Messenger RNA from Puma concolor (puma), 1068 nucleotides. The record is from RefSeq and is a predicted model, not a curated record. NCBI's taxonomy places the organism in Eukaryota, Metazoa, Chordata, Mammalia, Carnivora, Felidae.
AUGGUCAGUGUGAUCUUGGCAGACUGUGCAAGGAAUACGACCAAGGUUACCAAGGUCAGGGAGCCCCUCGCUUUCAAGGCAUCCACGCCAAGCUCGGAGAAACAAAUGGGAAGCCAAGGGGCCAACGAGAGGUCGGGCCGGCGGCCUCUGGCUCUCACCAACAUCUGUGCGCUUCUGCCAGACCCUCCGGCCCUUGCGUUCUACUUGGGAGAGGUGUCAUUACAUAAUCCCUGCUCCACGGACUCACUAGGGCUCGGGCUGUCCCACGUCUCACUGAGACACCACCCUCGAGGAGGUCGGCUGACUGCAGACCCUGCGGGUGGCACGCGUCCCCUCGCUCUGCGCUGCCCGCAGUCCCUGACUCAGCGCGGCGACCCCGACCCAGGCUCGCUCCCCUCUCCCACGUCCACUCGCGCGCUCCGAAGCCCGUCUCUGGGUCCUCCUCACACCCGCCGUCCCGGCCCCUCCCGGGGGUCUCUCCCACCUGCUGUCACCACUCCCGGGCCCGGCGUCGCCACCGCCGCUUCCUCUCGCACACUUGUUCCCGAGUCGCUCUUCUGCCGCUCGUCCCCCGGAGGAUCCCCGGGUCGCGCCGCUCAGUGCCGGGUACGGCCGCGCGGACCUCCGCCCGCGGUCUCGGUGUCUGGUCCCACUCUUGUCACGCAGGACCCCGCCGCCGUCGCCGCCGGGCGCCACACGGACCCUCCCGCGGCUGCCGCUGCUGCUGUCCGAGGUGCGGCUCCUGCCAGGGGUGGCCAAUCGCACCCGACUGCGCAGAGCGCGCUCCGCCCCGCGGUCUCAGUCCGCCCGCCCCCUGCCCCCGACCACGCCCCCAGCUUGGCUCCGAUAGGCUCUCUACUGACCUCCCCUGACCGCGGGGCCCAGGUCGCAGAGGACCCUCGCUUUAGGUUUGGCUCCUUGCGCCGCCUGGCGGCUACUUCUGGAAACAGAGCGCCUUCCAGCUUCGGGGUCCUGUCUGCGGCAGGCCUGUCCAAGGAUUUGCCUAAUUCUAGAGAACUUGUCUCCGCCCCUCCCCACUACCCAGUGAGGAUUUUAGGACGGCGAUGA